This is a messenger RNA of Cloeon dipterum, 2821 nucleotides long. RefSeq lists its product as uncharacterized. NCBI's taxonomy places the organism in Eukaryota, Metazoa, Arthropoda, Insecta, Ephemeroptera, Baetidae. The record is from RefSeq and is a predicted model, not a curated record. Gene Ontology annotation, cellular component: cytosol. The coding region runs from base 85 to 2121 and encodes 678 amino acids. Gene Ontology annotation, biological process: neurogenesis. The transcript has 10 exons.
AGAAAUACAGAAAAGUUCCUUGUCGCCCCGGAGUUUUUGGAUAUUAAUCUUGAAACAUUGUCCCACUUCCUGUCACAUACGAAGAUGGACAUGGUGAACAAAGCUGUUCUGAUUGAUUACUGCGAUAGAUACGCCUCGACGAAGAAACGCGGAGAUUCAUUAUGCAUGGAGGAGAAGAGGAAGCUGGUGCAUAGUACAGAAUUGGAGGUUCUGUUAGCUCUCGCUGCCUCAGCCGAGCGAGUCGGUACGAAGGAGCUGGGAAAGUUGUGUGUCGACGAGAUUAAGAAAUUUUUGUCCGUGCAAAAUAUCUGGCAAAUUUACAAGAAAAAUCUCGAGAGCAAAUAUGUUGCGCUUGCUUGCGAGGAGGUGGUCAUGCAAUAUACAAAAGAAUUCCUUAGUAGCCCGCAGUUAUCGGCUAUUAAUCCUGAAACUGUGUUCCACUUUCUCUCACUUACGAAGAUGGACAUUGCGAACGAAGCUGUUCCGUUAGACUGCUGCAAUAAUUACGCCUGGAAGAAGGAGCACUGGCAUUCAUUAUGCCUGGAGGAGCAGAGGGAGCUGGUGCAUAGUUCGAGAUUGGAGGUUCUGAUAGCUCUGGCUACCUCGGCCGAGCAGUUCGGUGCGGAGAAGCUGGGAAAGUUUUGCGUCGACAAGCUAAAGAACCUUUUGUCAGUGCAAAACGUCUGGCAAAUUUACAACGAACAUCUCAAGAGCAAAUAUGUUGCGCUUGCCUGCGAGGAGGUUUUCAAGAGAAAUACAGAAGAAUUCCUUAAGAGCCCGCACUUUUUUUAUAUUGAUCCUGAAACUCUGUUCCACUUUCUCUCACUUACGAGGAUGGACAUAGCGAAUGAAGAUGUCCUGGUUGACUACUGCAAUUCAUAUGCCUGGUGGAAUAGAGACUGGAAUUCAUUACUCCCGAAUGAGAAGAGGAAGCUGGUGAAAAUUACAAAAUUUGAGGCUCUUUCAGCUCUGGCUGCCUCGGUCGAGCGGGUUGGUGCGAAUGAGCUGAGAAAGUUGUGCAUCGACGAGCUAAAGUUCAACUUGUCCGUGCACAACAUCUGGCAAAUAUACAACAAAAAUCUCGAGAGCGAAGGUGUUACUCUUGCCUGCGAAGAGAUGCUCAUGAGAAAUACAGAAGAAUUCCUGAAGAGUCCGCAUUUUUUGGAAAUUGAUCCUGAAACACUGUCCCACUUCCUUUCACUUAAGAUGUUGGACAUAGCGAGUGAAGCUGUUCUGAUUGAUUACUGCGAUAAAUACGCCUCGACGAAGAAACACGGAGAUUCGUUAUUCAUGUUCCGCGAGUACGCUAUCCCAUACCUCCGUUUGUUAACUCUGACGGAGGACGAAAUGAAUGGCCCGAUCAAGAAAUACCUAGAAGAUUUCAAAUGGUCCAGUUGUCUCCAAGAAAUCAAGCUUGGUACCAGCCGUGAACCGAUAAAUUCCUUCGCGGGAGAGGGGCUUCACAUGCAAGCGCGUUUUUGCAAAGUUCGGAUUGAGCGGACACUUGACUCUGAGGCGAGCUGCACCCUGACCAUCGUUCCGGACGAGCUGGUAGCCAACCUCAAGGACACCUUGCUGAAUGACUCGAUCUCCGUGCCUAAAACAGCGAAACACAAUUUCGCCCUAUUGUUCAAGCCUAACCGAGAUAUUUUAAUCAAAGAAUUCGAAUUCUUCUUGCCACUGUCAAUCCAGAGAAACUCUAAGAAUUGGUGCAUGGAGCAAAUGGAGCAUGACUUUCAGACUUUCAGCUCUUCGUUUCAUGCUAGAAUCGUGGUUGAAAGUACAGCAAAGACGUGUUGCACCUCCUUUGAUCUUUCGAAAAACAUGCAAGACGGCUUGGUUACGCUGAGACCGAGUGUGGAUGUCAAGGUUGACCGUUUCACAGACGUGAGAAUUGAGGUGAUCAUCUGUGGCAACUCUUACUUACCUGACCUUGGAGCAAUUGUGGAUGAUUGCGUUGAACACAAAAGAAAAUACGUGGAACGAAACAAGGUGUUUGUAAAUUGUACUUCGGGCAAAUUGCAGUUCCAGCAUUACGAGUUGGACGAAGAAUCGACGGUCCUAAGAGAGGAAAAGAACACCAUUUUCAAAAGUGUCCUCUUUGAUUCCAUUACAUACUGAAGGAAGGUUGAAGUCCUCCCUUCCCCCUCUAACUUUAAGUUAAAGCUGACUUUAGAUUAAUUAGUUAGAAGCUGGGCAUAUUUUUACCGAAUCUAAUUUUUUAGUUAUAUUUUGUAAGAAUUCUUUCUCAUUUCAAUUAAUUUUGUGUUAAAUAUUUGCGAUUCCUCUCUCCAUACUUUGCUUCUUAAUAAAAAGAAUACAUUUAAAACCUGCUUUUUAUCAAGGCAUCACACUAAUUAUUUGCUACAUAUAUGUAACUGAUGUUAUUUACGAUAUAGGAUGCAACGAUUUCUAUCGAGGAUAAGAAAAUACGGAGCAUAAAUUUAUGAUUUUAAUUGAAGCUUCAUAUUUGGAUACUUCUUCAUCUUGCCAACUGUCGUCUAAAUGAAAUCUUAAAAUGAUUAGGUUUUUUUAAUUGCUGCCAUUGAACAAACAAAAAUUCGACUGGCCUUUAAGUAUGAGUGCUCAAUAAGUAUCUGUAAAUCCUCAAAAUCCUGUUUAUUUUAUUUUUAUCACUAAAAGCACCAGCAGAGGAUAUAAAACGGUCCAAAGUUGUAUUUACUUAUUUUUCUACACACAGUGAUAAAUAGUAAUUGAUGCUACUCACACAGUUCCUAUUAUCGUGUAUUUACAAAAAAAAGUCACACAAAAUCAAAUGAACCAAAGAAGAUAAAUAAAUUGAUGUUUCGACGUAUUCCAA